AAAACUUCUAUGGUCCAAAGCAAUUCAUCCAAGAAACAGGUAAAAGUAGUUUCAAAGAAAGAAAAGAGGAAAAAAAAACAAUAAAAAAAACAAAGAGAAAAAUAAAAAAAGAAGGAGAAGAGAAAGAAGAAGAAAAGAAACAAGAUGAAAUAUUGCACGUAAAGAAUUGAAAGAAAAGAAAUAUAUAUAAAUGAAUGUGGAGAAAUAAUAAUGUGGCUUCCGAGCACAAAAGGAAGCCCAAAGGGAAGGAGAUCGGGCGGGAAUGGGUUGGUGGCGGUGGCAAUAGACAAAGACAAAUCCAGCCAAUAUGCCAUCAAAUGGGCGACGGAGAAUCUGGUGUCCAGGGGCCAAACCGUCAUUCUCAUCCACGUCGUCAACCAUGCCGCCGCCGCCGCCAAGCACCACCAUUCAGAUAAACACACCAAAGAUUUGUUCCUCACUUUUCAUUGUUUCUGCACCCGUAAGGAUAUACAUUGCAUAGACAUCGUGGUGGAAGACACCAAUAUAGGCAAGGCAUUGGCGGAGUAUGUCUCCAAAGCCGCCAUUGAGAAUCUGGUGCUCGGUGCUUCCCGCCACAGCUUUCUCAAGAGAUUGAAGGUGACGGAUAUCCCGACUACCACUUCAAAGGCGGCGCCGGAUUUCUGCACCGUUUACGUGAUUUCCAAGUCCAAAAUCUCCUCCGUCAGAAACGCAUCUCGUCCCGCCCCUUUCGCUUCCCCUCUCUACAACCAGAUUCUUCAGAUCCAGGACAACAAUCCCGUUCUCCCUGACAUUCGCCCCAGAAACAGUCUCAGAGGAUUCGAUGAGAAACAUCUGAGAUCUUUCAAGUUAGAUGACAGUGAAUCGGUUAGGUCAUCGUUUGAGCGAGGGAGAGGUAUCCCGAGGAGGGCGUUUGGGGAGGAGCCAGAUACGGAUCUAUCAUUUGUGAGCUCCGGCAGGCCGAGCAGCGAUCGGAUUUCGUCUGUGUUUAAUGAUGCGGUGGAUCCUGGCCGGAUCUCUCACGUUUCGUCCAGCUCUGAUGGAAGCUAUGGCUCCGGUCGUCUCGGAAGAGGAAAUGAUCCCUCUUCUUUUACUGAUCUCUCUUCGUCCUCACUUGAAAACGACGAUGUGGAAGCUGAGAUGAGGAGGCUGAAACUCGAGUUGCAGAAGACCAUGGAUUUGUAUAGCACUGCGUGCAAAGAGGCACUAACUGCUCAGCAAAAGGCAGCAGAACUCCAGCGGUGGAGGGUGGAAGAGGAAAGAAAGCUAGAGGAGGCUAGACUCAUUGAGGAAGCAGAAGAAGCAUCAAAAAUGGCUGCACACAUUGAGAAAUCUAAAUCUAGUCUGUCACCAGGGGGCAAAAGAGCUGAGGGUGAAAAUGGAGACGGUGAGAAUAGGAUGGUGAUGCCUUUAAGAUUGGGGAAGGAGGGUAUGGCCCUGUGUUUAAAUGUUACCUUGAUCAUACUGUGGUAGCUGUAAAGGUUCUACGCCCUGAUGCAGCCCAAGGAAGAGCACAGUUUCAACAAGAGGUUGAGGUGCUGAGUUGCAUGAGA
Messenger RNA from Cuscuta campestris, 1532 nucleotides. Lineage: Eukaryota; Viridiplantae; Streptophyta; Magnoliopsida; Solanales; Convolvulaceae. The record is from the annotation of a GenBank genome assembly.